This is a messenger RNA of Enhydra lutris kenyoni (northern sea otter), 1326 nucleotides long. RefSeq names its product cytokine dependent hematopoietic cell linker. The record is from RefSeq and is a predicted model, not a curated record. Gene Ontology annotation, biological process: intracellular signal transduction; cell surface receptor protein tyrosine kinase signaling pathway. Bases 1 to 1326 code for a protein of 441 amino acids. Lineage: Eukaryota; Metazoa; Chordata; Mammalia; Carnivora; Mustelidae. The transcript is spliced from 18 exons.
AUGGCGAUGUUGGUGUUGGGGACAGGAAAGAGAAAGCUGAAGCCCAGGGGCAACAGAAGGACAACAAAAGAAGGAUCCAGUGAUUUGAAAUUCCAGAACCUCUGUCUGCCGAAAAAUAGGUCAUGGCCUCGAAUGCACAAUGCCACCGGCCAGUACCGGGCUGUCGACGAGCCUCUUCUGGAACAGGAAAGGAACUUUGCUGUGGCAGUUCUGGAUGGAUCGAAAGACCACAUGGAUGGCGACUAUGAGGACCCUGAGCUUCACAUGGUAGAAGCAUGGCCAUCAAUACAAAUUUUGCCAGCCAGGCCUAUAAAGGAAUCAGAAUAUGCAGAUACACGCUAUUUCAAGGGUAUGAUGGACACUCCCAAUCCCUUAGACACCAAGACCUCUGUCCCCAUGGAGCGCCAUCCCUGGUGCACACAGAUGGGGCUGGAGAAAGUGGGCAAACCCGUUUCCAAGGAUUCCAGAAGCCAACAUGUUAAAGGAGACAGACCCACAAAGGGAAACAAGACUCCUUUACCACCUCCUCGGCCACUUGCCACUCUUCCAAAGAAGUACCAGCCCUUGCCCCCACAGCCGGAGAGUAGCCGGUCGCCCCUCCCUCAGAGGCUCAGCCUCCCCAACGUCCAGAAAGGACCCAGGCAGAUAAGCUUAAAGGACUUAAGUGAGGUCCUUGGGACAGAUCGAGUUCCUCAUUAUCAGAUGAAACCUGAAUCAAUUCACCUGUCACGAAAUCAAAGCCCUCCAGAGACUCCUCUUGCCACUGCCAGCUCACCAUUCAUGACCAGGAACCACAGUGUGCAAAACAGAGAUCAUAAAGAAAGCAUGCAGUUUCAUCCUCCUCAGAGAUGUCAGUCUCCAGCCCACCUCAGCCCUCAGGAAAAUUCACUGCACUAUAAAAACACGAACUGGAGAAAACCUUUCCCCACAAGGUCUGAUGAAAAGGAUGUCCAACAGAAUGACUGGUACAUCGGAGAACACAGUCGCCAGGCAGUGGAAGAGGCAUUAAGGAAGGAGAACAAGGAUGGCACUUUCUUGGUCCGAGACUGUUCCACGAAAACCAGGGCAGAACCCUACGUGCUGGUGGUGUUUCAUGGGAACAAAGUCUACAAUGUGAAAAUCCGUUUCCUGGAGAAGAAUCAGCAGUUUGCCCUGGGGACAGGAUUGAGGGGAGAUGAGAAGUUUAACUCAGUGGAAGACAUCAUCGAACACUACAAGUAUUUUCCCAUCAUACUAAUUGAUGGGAAAGACAAAACUGGAAUCCACAGGGAGCAAUGCUACCUGACUCAGCCCCUCCCCCUCAGCAGGUGCUUCUCACCUUGGUAG